AUGGCGGAUAAGACUGCUCGCAGACCACUGACCUCGCGGCCCCUGGACUUCUUCUACGUCCUCUUCUUUGCCGUCCACCUCGUCGCAUCGUGCCUCAUCGACUCGCAAGUCUUUUUACCCGCCCACUUUGUCCCUGCGCCCCUCAGCGCGGUUCUCGACACGUUCCUGCGCGACACCAAUGACCCGCUCAUGCGCAGUGCCCUCGAGGGGCGGCGAGACAAUGCGUGGUUCCUCGCCGCCCUUGUGGGCGAGAUGGCCAUCCAGCUGCCCAUUUUUGCCCUCGGCAUCGUUGCGCUGCUCAAGGACGACAAGCGAAUCUAUCCCGUCCUGAUCUUGUAUGCUUCCGUAGCGGGCAUCACCACGGCUCAGGUCCUCGCGACGUACUUUGUCGGCGACGAGCGCUUCCUCCUCACCUCGCACAACAUCGUCGCCCUCCUUCAGGCCCACGCUCUUUGGGCCAUCACACCGCCGAUCCUGCUCGUCGACAUGACAGCACGGUGCGUCGGCAUCAUUGGCGAGGCAACGAGACUUGCGAGCGAGCAGCAGCAGCAGCAGCAGCAGCCACGACAGCACAAGGCCAAAGACAGGAAGAAGCAGUGA
Acaromyces ingoldii is the source of this 600-nucleotide messenger RNA. RefSeq lists its product as hypothetical. NCBI's taxonomy places the organism in Eukaryota, Fungi, Basidiomycota, Exobasidiomycetes, Exobasidiales, Cryptobasidiaceae. The transcript is spliced from 3 exons. Gene Ontology annotation, cellular component: endoplasmic reticulum. The record is from RefSeq and is a predicted model, not a curated record. Bases 1 to 600 code for a protein of 199 amino acids.